AUGGCCGAGCUUCCUCCCCACAUCCGCGUGACCCAGGCGACGAGCAUUGCGCUUCUGACCACGGCAUCGGGUCUCAACCUAGGCCUUUCUUUCUUUGUUGCGCCACGACUCCUCGAGUUGCCGACUCCCAUUAUGCUUCAGCAAUGGGCCAAGAUGUUCAAGACUACGGCCAAGGCCCUGCCGCCCGCCUUUGCCCUCCCCGCGCUGCUCAACGUCUAUCUGGCGUACAAGCUGCCGGGGAGGACAUCGCGAGCCUAUGCUCUGGCUGCCGUGUUGGCCGCGAGCGUGUAUCCGUACACGUACGCCGUGAUCCGACCCAUUGCACAAAAGCUGCUCAACAAGGAAGAGCAGGUCAAGGCUCUUGGGCCGGCGGUGGGCGACGUGCUGACCUUGGGGGAGGAGAUGGGUAUCAUGGAGGACAAUGGCCACGCACUCAUUGACAAGUGGGCGUUUUAUAAUUUGUAUCGUGGAGGCGCUGCUUUUGUUGCCGGUUGUGUUGGUUUGUAUGCUGCUCUAUCGUGA
Molecule: messenger RNA, 522 nt
Organism: Pestalotiopsis fici W106-1
Lineage: Eukaryota; Fungi; Ascomycota; Sordariomycetes; Amphisphaeriales; Sporocadaceae
Exons: 1
Coding region: 1-522 (173 amino acids)
Source: RefSeq, a predicted model, not a curated record